AUGAUGAAAUUUGUACUUAUUUCCAUACUGGUAGCACUUGCUGUUGCUGAUCCUCAGCCAGGUGCAGUAGACAUUUUGGGAGGAGUGGCAGAUACUUUAAAUGCAGGUGUAAAUACUGCUGCUAGAACAGCUAAGAGCCUUUUGGGGGUUGAAAAUUCUGAUGUGAUUAAAAGAUCAUGUAUGGAUUUGGAUUUAGCUUUACAAAUUCAACAUGCAGGAAACGUAGUCUUCUGUAAUAUCGUUUACAUCCAAUGCUCUCCUUAUCAUCUUUUUGCCUUUAACGAUGACAAUGAGGAAGAUCACUUUAACGAUGUGGACCACUUCGAACACAACCUUCCAAAUGAAGCUUUUGUGGACAAUGACGUAGAUGAUCUUAGAAAUCGAGUUGCCCUGAGAUCUAGCGGUAUUGGAGGAAUUAUAGCUGGUUUGGGACAAAUGGCCAAUGGCGUAGUUGAUGUUUUAGGUAAAGGUGCAGUGGCUCUUAUUGGUACCGGUCGUGAUCCUCCAACAAUCGUUGUACAUCAACCUCCACCACCCCCCAUAGUGGUGCCAGCAUAUCCGAAUCAAGUACCAAUACCAAUACCAGUGCCAUGUUGUUCGUAA
Diabrotica balteata is the source of this 603-nucleotide messenger RNA. The record is from the annotation of a GenBank genome assembly. NCBI's taxonomy places the organism in Eukaryota, Metazoa, Arthropoda, Insecta, Coleoptera, Chrysomelidae.